Molecule: messenger RNA, 869 nt
Organism: Phaethon lepturus (White-tailed tropicbird)
Lineage: Eukaryota; Metazoa; Chordata; Aves; Phaethontiformes; Phaethontidae
Gene: COPS8
Product: COP9 signalosome subunit 8
Exons: 7
Coding region: 66-542 (158 amino acids)
Biological process (GO): protein deneddylation; COP9 signalosome assembly
Cellular component (GO): COP9 signalosome
Source: RefSeq, a predicted model, not a curated record
CUGGAGGAAUUGCAACACCCCUUGUUUACGGCCAACUUCUAGCUUUAUACCUGUUGCAUAAUGACAUGAAUAAUGCACGGUAUCUUUGGAAAAGAAUCCCUCCUGCUAUCAAAUCUGCAAAUGCUGAACUUGGUGCAGUUUGGUCAGUAGGACAAAGAAUCUGGCAGAGAGACUUUCCAGGAAUCUAUACAACAAUCAGUGCGCAUCAGUGGUCCGAGACUGUUCAACCAAUUAUGGAAGCACUUAGAGAUGCAACUAGGAGACGAGCCUUUGGACUGGUUUCUCAGGCAUAUACCUCAAUAGUUGCAGAUGAUUUUGCAGCCUUUGUCGGACUUCCUGUAGAAGAAGCUGUGAAAGGUGUGUUAGAACAGGGCUGGCAAGCAGACUUUUCAACUCGUAUGGUAAUGCCUAAAAAGCCAGGUGUGCUGGAAGCUUCCUUUAACAGAUUUAUUCCUUCAUCAGAACCUGCUCCGGUUCCACCAAUUCCAAAUGAACAGCAGUUGGCCAGAUUGACUGACUAUGUGGCUUUCCUUGAAAAUUGAUUGCCCUGCUCCUGUAUUCAGAACAACUUGGGAAUCCUGUGUACUGACAGUUCUAGAAAUCUAAGAUUUAUUUCAUUUUGUAUCUGUUAAAUGUUGCAGCACCCCCUGCUCAAAUGUGUGAAGUGUAUAGCGUAUGUUAUCCUGAUUUGUGUUUUGCCAAAGCCAAGCUAGCAAUUGAAACAGUCCUUUAACUCCUGUAAUAUUUAUUCAGUAGGUACACAGCAGUAUUACAUAGUAAGUUGGGUUUUUUUAUUGACUCAUAGUAGAGAGGCAGAACUUUUCAGGUAUAUUAGAAAUGAAGAAGAGAAGAGUAAUGAAGCAGGUUAA